AUGAAGCAAGCCUUCAUCUUCCCCGGCCUCCUGGCAACCGCCAUGGCCGCCGCCCUCCCCGUCGGCGACCUGGUCCCCGAGUUCACCGACGCCCCCUUCGACCUCGCCCAGCUCGCCGUCGAGGCCCCCCUCGAGACCCUCUCUUCCUCCGACGACCUCGCCGUCGACGCGGAGUACCUCUUCAACUCCGCCGACGCCGCCGCCGACGACACCUUCGACAUCAACGUCGACGGCGAGGCCGCCUGGCUCAAGAUCCAGUCCGACAUCGCCGCCGAGCUCGACCUCGACCAGGACGCCCCCGCCCACGCCAUGAAGUGGUCCGGCCUCCACAUGACCACCACCACCGGCGACGUCAAGAAAGAGGACGGCGUCCGCCCCGGAUUCCCCGGCUCGCAGUGGCCCGUCCAGAGGCCCUCGUGGUGGCCCGGCGGCAACGAGACCAUCCCCGACUUCCACUACGGCAUCACCGCCGACGGCAUCUGCGAGUACCUCCAGGGCGCCUACUGGAAGGUCAACGAGCUCCGCCGCCCCGCCGAGCAGUUGUCCCCCGAGUACGUCCCUUGGUUGGUCUGGAACAAGGGUCCUUACUACUACGUCCUCGAGGGUCUCCGUGAGAUCGAGUGGGUUCUCCUCAGAAUCGGCUACCUCCUCAAGACCACCUCCGGCUUCACCGAGGAGGAGCAGUUCAAGAUCAUCCGCUGCCACAUCCAGUUCGCCGGCUACAACUACAACAACAUCAACCCGGAACGUGUGACCCCGCUGCCCACCGGCCCUGGCCCCGUCCGCGAGAACCCCGUCGGCCCCCGCCAGGUCGACACCUCCCCCGCCGCACCGGCUCGAACCUCCACCACUGCCGGCGCCGGCCCCGAGCCUACCCGCGUCGUCGUCGUCCGUCCUCGCCCCGGCAGCCAAGGCUCUCUCCCUCCUCGCCCCGUCCCGUGGCAACACCGCUUCGGCCUCAAGGACCUGUUGACAGUGAUCCUAGACAAGCACGAUGACUUGGAGUACCAGACAUACGCUCUUAAGCGCGUCGAGCGUGUUAUUCGCAACUUUGGCUCGUCCUACGAGCUUUACCACGACCAGCUCCUCAAGGUCAUCACCAACAAGAAGGCCCAUGACUAUCUCAUGCGUGAGGAGGACCCCUGUUACGGCCUUGAGUAA
Messenger RNA from Colletotrichum karsti, 1161 nucleotides. RefSeq lists its product as uncharacterized. NCBI's taxonomy places the organism in Eukaryota, Fungi, Ascomycota, Sordariomycetes, Glomerellales, Glomerellaceae. The record is from RefSeq and is a predicted model, not a curated record. The transcript is spliced from 4 exons. Bases 1 to 1161 code for a protein of 386 amino acids.